Corvus hawaiiensis (hawaiian crow) is the source of this 1231-nucleotide messenger RNA. RefSeq lists its product as uncharacterized. The record is from RefSeq and is a predicted model, not a curated record. The transcript has 2 exons. Bases 37 to 1089 code for a protein of 350 amino acids. Lineage: Eukaryota; Metazoa; Chordata; Aves; Passeriformes; Corvidae.
GAACACGCCCCGGGCACGUGGCCGCUCUGUGCUGGGAUGUGGCCGCUCUGUGCUGGGAUGUGGGCCGCUCUGUUCUGGGAUGUGGCCGCUCUGUGCUGGGAUGUGGCCACUCUGUUCUGGGAUGUGGCUGCUCUGUGCUGGGAUGUGGCCACUCUGUGCUGGGAUGUGGCCACUCUGCCCCAGGGCAUGGUCACUCUGUCCUGGGGACGUGGCCGCUCUGUGCUGGGAUUUGGCCGCUCUGUUCUGGGAUGUGGCCACUCUGUGCUGGGAUGUGGCCGCUCUGUUCUGGGAUGUGGCCGCUCUGUGCUGGGAUGUGGCCAGUCUGUGCUGGGAUGUGGCCACUCUGUCCUGGGAUGUGGCCACUCAGUGCUGGGAUGUCGGCCGCUCUGUCCUGGGAUGUGGUCACUCACCUGCCCAGGGCAUGGUCACUCUGCCCCAGGGCAUGGGCACUCUGUCCUGGGGACAUGGCCGCUCUGUCUUGGGGAUUUGGCCACUCUGUCCUGGGAUUUGGCCAUUGUCCCUGGAUUUGGCCACUCUGCCCCGGAUAUGGCCGCCUCUGUCCCUGGGAUUUGGCCCACUCUGACCCAGGAUGUGGCCACUCUGUCCCUGGGGCAUGGCCACUCUGUCCUGGGGCAGGGCCACUCUGACCUGGUAUGUGGCCACUCUGUCCUGGGGCAUGGCCACCUCUGUCCUGGGGCAGGGCCACUCUGCCCCGGAUGUGGCCACUCUGUCCUGGGGACACUGUCCACCUGUGCUGGGAUGGCCAGCUCUGCCCCAGGGCAUGGCCACUCUGUCCUGGGAUAUGACCACUCUGUCCUGGGCAUGGCCACCCUGUCCUGGGGACAUCCCCACCCUGCCCUGGGGCCGUGGCCAGUGUGUCCUGGGGACAUCCCCACUACUUUGGGGACCAACCCCCUGCCUUGGGGACAUCCCCACCCUGCCCCAGGACAUGGCCACCCUGUCCUGGGACAUCCCCCCUGCCCUAGGGACAAUUCCCACCGCUCGGGACAUCCCUCACCUGUGCUGGGCACGUCCACCUCUGCCUUGGGACAUCCCUUGGGACAUCCCUUGGGGACAUCCCCCUGCUAACUCAGGGACCUUCCACAGCCACCUUGGGGACACCCCCCCCGGGGACAUCCCCCCCACCCUGGGGACACCCCCCCCACCCUGGGGACACCCCUCAGCUCGGGGGAGGUUCUGGUGGCAGCGGGAGGUGACAGCGUGUCCCCUU